Molecule: messenger RNA, 3398 nt
Organism: Schistocerca piceifrons (Central American locust)
Lineage: Eukaryota; Metazoa; Arthropoda; Insecta; Orthoptera; Acrididae
Product: SH2 domain-containing protein 5-like
Exons: 8
Coding region: 3-1292 (429 amino acids)
Source: RefSeq, a predicted model, not a curated record
ACAUGGGUUCAUUUCCCGUGUCGGGACAGGACCACGCCAGCCGUGCCGAGUAUAUGAGAUCGCAGUUACUACGUAUGAGGGGCACGGCGCGCACCAAACCAGUGCUUCUCGUCAUCUCGCUGGCAGGCAUCAAGGUGUGCACUCCCGACGGAAAGACGGUGCUGAUGGCACACGCGCUGCGGCGCGUGUCGUACGCCACGUGCGACCCUUCGCACUCGCAGUUCAGCUUCCUGGCCAGGGAGCCGCGCGGUCACUGCAGUCUGCAGUGCUGCCACUCCUUCCUCGCCAAGUCGCCGCAGCAGGCGGAGGAGCUGCACGCAGCCGUGGGCGACGCCUUUCGGGCAGCGUACGCGGCGCAGCUGCAGCGUGACGUCAGCUCGGCCCAGCAACAGAAGUCGGGUGACGAGCUGGAGAUGCGCCCACUGGGCGGCGGCCGUUCGAUGGCGGCUCUGACGGACGACUCGCCGAGCAGCGACGAGAGCAACUCGCCCACCGACCUCAACUCGUACCGCCGCCUCGGCGACAAGCCGGCACUCGUCAAGCGGCUGGGCCUGCAGGGGGGCGGCGGGGGCGGCGGGGGCGGCGGCGGCCACUCUGAGGACAGCCGGCCGCUGCUUUCAUUGAGAUCUGUACCUCCAUGCUCCCUCCUGGCACGGUCGCCACACGUAGUGAACGAGUGGCCCCUGGAUGUCGACAGCCCGCCGCACGCACGGACGCCGCCGCCGACGCCAGAGAAGCGCGCGCCGGUGGCGACGCCGCGCCACGCCCCCCAGCUGAGCGGCGGCAGCAGCAGUUCCGACGGCUGGGCGUCGCCGCCUCCCCCGCUGCCGGAGCGACAGGACAGCCUCGCCAGGAGGCCCGAGGCAGAGCAGCUACUGUCUGCGCCCUGGUUCCAGGCUGGUAUCCCCAGGGAGAUCGCGCUGGAGGUGCUGGGCCGUGAACCGGAGGGCGCGUUCAUGGUGCGCGAGAGCACCAGCAAGCCCGGCUGCUACGCGCUGUCGCUGCGCGUCCCCAGGGACUUCCAGCCGUCCGGCAUCGCGCACUACCUCAUCCUGCGUACCGCCAAGGGGUACAAGAUCAAGGGCUUCACGAAGGAGUUUUCGAGCCUGACCGCGCUGAUCACGCACCACUCUGUGAUGCCGGAGCUCCUGCCCGUUCCGCUGUCGCUCAGCCGCUACAACCCCAGCUUCGCCAAGUCCGACUCCAACAAGGACAGCGCAGACACAGACUCCGACCCAGACUACAACACGCUGUCCGACUUCCGCAAGAUGAUGGCCGACCUCUCCCUGUAGACCCUUCUCCGUCGAUACAGGACACCAUAUACAACUAGUUCACAGCGCUACGUGUAGCUGAUACGAAUACCUUCGUGAUUUAACAACAGAGUCAGUGUUAUCUCCUGUGGCUGACUAUCCAUGUCUUUGUACGCGUCAGUUAACUACCACCUUUCAUAAAAGAGUGUUACCUACAUUUUCACUGCUGGUGGACGCGAGAAAUGAGGGUGGAAAUAGAGACUACAGAGGGGUAUUUUCACCAGAGAUGAAACCAAGUGAUUAUGACAAGUUACAGGAGCUCCAUUGUACAAUUUCAGCAUCAAUCUCAGUAAUUGUGACUCGAAACCUCAUUAAAUUUCUUGGUUUCAAAGCCAUUUUUGCUGUCUCUUAUAUGUACUCAACUUAUUUUAUGUAUUUUUUUGCUUCAACUUCAAUUUCAAAUUAUUUUACUCAGAUUUACUCAUUUUUCCAUAAAUCUGUAAGGAUUUCCUUGAUAAUCGACCUACACUACUUGCCUGUACAGUGAAAUUCAGUAUUCACAGCCAUUUCAGAAAUUUAUGUAUCCUUCAUGCAUAUAUUUGUUCCGUUAUGUUUUCAGCUUUCACAAAGAUUACCAUAGGGAAUACAAGCUGACGCUCUACACGCGUACCAGCAUCCGACAAAUGAUGAAAAAUCUUUUUCACUUAAUCAAGAGAGAAGCUUGCAAGUCACGGUUUAAAAAAAAAGUAAUUUCCAUAAUUCGACGCUUCGUUUCCCAUGUAGAUUAGGGCAAUUUGAUGUUAGUGAUCACUAUAGAGCUCACUGGUAUUCUACAUUUGAUGCGAAGAAAUUUACAUAUUUAUGAUGAAAGACCUUCACGUAUGUUGAGUUCUUAGCUACUGUCCUCACCCUUAAAGUCUCCUAAUACUCAACUUGAACCACACAUAGUGAUUUCAGCACACAGGUAUGCCAGCUAAUCCUACACAUACACAUCAUAUCGAUCAGUAACUGGAGACGUCAACGUGAGGUCUUCCCCAUUUUACGUUCUGUAAGUGUCCUACAUUACGUUUUAUGGUGUUACAUUUUCGAUUCGUAAUAAUGAACAUAUUCACUAAUUGAACGUACGUAAUAGACCCAAAAGUCAUUUAUAUAUAUAAAACAUAAAACAGUGCGUAUAAAAGCGACUUAAAUGAGAAUUGCACUUAAUAGCAAUGUAAAACAUGAUUCGUGGUAUUACAAGGAUACUAUACGUUUCUGUUGUUCACUGUAGCUGUGAACAUCUAUGUAUCCUUAAAAUUAAAAAAAAUACACUUGACUUGCUUUGAGUAGCUUUCAAUCACACCAUUAUGUUUUCAAGCACCAUCGCAGCUGUAGUCCAUUUCCAUGUGUGAAUUAGUACAGUAACCCUAAAGAAGAAACAUAUCGCACUUACGAUAAAUCUGAAAAUAUAUUUUUGUAGGAAUGAAAAUACUUCCGACAUGGCGACAAAAGAAUGCGCAUUAUGCAUUACAUCCGCAACUUAGUAACACGAAUCUGUAAUCUAUAGUGGUGAUUUUCUGUUUAAGGUUCAGUGUUCCUUCUGCAUUUAUAGAGAGACGAAUUUAGUGGACGAAGUAUAACAAUAGUUUUAUUUAGAAAUCUAUACGUGGGCAUUUUGUAGGAUAUACUCACCUUUUCUAUUAAAUGUUGGGAUAUAUUGGAAACAAGCUGGAGAAACCCGACAUCAAAUGUUAACUACCACAUACAUUAUAUUUACAGAAAUUGUUGACAUAUGUGAUUUCAAUAAGAUCUGUCUCUAAAAAGUGUAAGAAUAGUAUGUAAAUGGUUCUUAAAGUGGCACGACAAUAGUAUCUAUCCAAGUAAUGAAUCUAUGUCCUUAGCUUAAGGAAGAUGUUUUGCUUUGUAACCAAAGUGCCAAAAACGUGAGUGAACUGCUUAGCAGAUGAGUCGCUGCUGUGUUAAAGUAUAUUAAGUAAUGAUGUCUAUGCAUAGCUCUAGUCAGGCUCUAAAAUGAUGUGUUACUUAAAAGUAUAUAAAGUUUAUUUACGUGUUUAUACUCAGCAAAUGCAAUUGAAUAAUAUAUUCUUGAGAUGGUUCUAGUCAAGAACUGUUGCACUGAUGGCUUGUUAAUGGUAAGAAUAAAGAUUG